AGUAGCAUGUGAUCUGGAUUACAGCGGGCCCCACUAUUAGAACCUUCACACUACACUUCAUCGCACAACAUUAGAAUCUUUGUUCAGUUAUCCCAGUACCCGAUUGAGAGCUGAGAGAAGUGAAGCGAGCCCGAGCAGGCAGCAUGGUACAGGUGACAGUUAGCAGUCUGGACGGGUGCCAGGUGAAGCAGGAGCUGGACAGCACUGAGCUGGUGUCUGCCCUGCACCAGCUAGUGCUGCACAAACUGGACACUCCGCAAACUAUCGACACUACCCGCCUUAUUCACAUCUCAGGACGUUCACUGGACGGAGAGAAGACGUUACAAGAGGAGUUGAUAAAAGAGAAGGAUGAGCUGAUCCUGAUUAGGAGGAGGUUAAAGGAGCCGAGUGAUAAUACCGAGAAGGAUACACCUGUACCUGAGGUGCCAGAUAACGUGAUAGAGGAAGUGAUAAAGUCGCUGCCAGAGAAAGACAACACUGGUAAAUCUGGGGUUACAGAGAAACUACCUGAGUCCAACAACAUGGCACACGUGCUGCUCACUAGGAUCAUAGUUACUCUGGUGGACUGCGCUGAGAUGCUGCAGUUUGACAGACUACAAGAGGACAGUAACGAGGUCAUGUUUAAUGAUGAUGACGUCACCCAGAUUGUUGACUUGGGUUUCACGGACGAGCAAGCCAAAGCGGCCCUGGUGGCCAAUAACUACAGUCUAAACUCUGCCAUAGAGUGGAUAUUAGCUGGACAUCACAACGGGUCUGGAGGGUCAGGAGGAAGCCACAGGAACAGACCUAGACGCAGACGAGGUAGAGUGUUUAAAGCAGACCAGAACUGUGUGAGGAACCUUGUAGAGAUGGGUUUCCCUGAGGGAGAGGUUGUAGCUGCUCUGGAGGUCACUAGGAACAACCAGCAGGAGGCAUGCAGCUACCUUCUUGGAGACAGACACGAGCCUACAGGAUCUAACGACAUGUACACCCCGUUGCCACGCGACCACCCUCUCUACAAGCUGGUAAUGGAGCGUAGUGAGAUUCAGAAAGCGCUCCUCACCCCUAAGUUCCUGGACGCUAUGCGGGAUCUGGAGGAGAAGAAAGCUACCAUUGUGGACUUUAGCGACGAUCCUGAAAUUGGACCUAUACUUUUUCAGCUGAGUAAAGCUAUUCAGAAGUUUUCGUCCCAGUCGUGAGGUUGAGUAGUUUUCGUUUAUUAUCCAAUUUACUUGGCUGGCCAAACAAAUAACUGAUGACAAAACUUUUCAAUUCCAUUUGGAAAUUAUGAUAUUAACGCCCGGUGGGAUUUUUUGGUAUAGGUUUUUUUUCGAGCAUGGAUAUAUUUAACUGUUUAUUUGUAAAUUUAUACUUAAUUGAAUUUCAGUUUGAUUUAA
This is a messenger RNA of Bolinopsis microptera, 1376 nucleotides long. Its product is annotated as ubiquitin-associated domain-containing protein 1-like. Gene Ontology annotation, cellular component: ubiquitin ligase complex. The transcript is spliced from 8 exons. Bases 144 to 1178 code for a protein of 344 amino acids. Lineage: Eukaryota; Metazoa; Ctenophora; Tentaculata; Lobata; Bolinopsidae. Gene Ontology annotation, molecular function: protein binding. The record is from RefSeq and is a predicted model, not a curated record.